GAGAGAGAGAGAGAUGCAGCGUCCGACGAUGAACAUCACCACCGAUCAGAUUCAAAAGUAUUUGGAGGAAAACAAACAGCUGAUUUGGGCGAUAUUGGACUGUCGGAACCAGGGAAAGUUGUCUGAAUCUGCUCAGUACGAAGACCAGCUUCAAAAGAAUCUGAUGUUUUUGGUUAAGAUCGCCGAUGCCCAACCACAAACCCCUUCUGUUACUACUCAGAUGAUGCCACAUGAGGUAAUGCCUCAGGUACAGCACUACAUGCAACAGGCACCUAUUUUUCCUCCUGUGGAUCCUUUCCAGUUUAAUCUACGACAAAUACAAGAACAGCAGCAGUUGCGGCUGCAGCAGCUGCUGCUGCUCCAGCAGCAGCAGCAUCACCAACAGCCGGUUCUCCCUCCGAACCUGGCAAUGAGACCCAUUACCUUGAGUGCCAUGCCCACCCUGCAUGCUGAUCCAACAAACAAUCAAGAAACAGAUGGCCCACCUUCCGAGGCUUCUGCUGUUAGCCAUAGUAGCUCUGGCGAAGCAGGCUGGGGAAGUGGAUUGAACCUACCUGAGUAGGUGUGAGAACCAUUUCUGAGGUUUCUGUUCAACUAAGGUCGGCUUGUAUAUACUACCAAAUACCAAUGACUAACACAUGUGAGUAUUCUUUCUGCCCAUCUUUUGACUUCAUAAUACUGCUAUGUUGUUAUGGACAUAUCUACAUGACCAUAGUUCUACAUUGGAGCUUCACUUGUGACAUUU
Ananas comosus (pineapple) is the source of this 745-nucleotide messenger RNA. Its product is annotated as GRF1-interacting factor 3-like. Lineage: Eukaryota; Viridiplantae; Streptophyta; Magnoliopsida; Poales; Bromeliaceae. The transcript has 5 exons. The coding region runs from base 14 to 562 and encodes 182 amino acids. The record is from RefSeq and is a predicted model, not a curated record. Gene Ontology annotation, cellular component: nucleus. Gene Ontology annotation, molecular function: transcription coactivator activity. Gene Ontology annotation, biological process: positive regulation of transcription by RNA polymerase II.